Aethina tumida (small hive beetle) is the source of this 1575-nucleotide messenger RNA. RefSeq names its product tubulin alpha-1D chain. Bases 187 to 1530 code for a protein of 447 amino acids. Gene Ontology annotation, biological process: microtubule cytoskeleton organization; mitotic cell cycle. Gene Ontology annotation, molecular function: structural constituent of cytoskeleton; GTP binding. The record is from RefSeq and is a predicted model, not a curated record. Gene Ontology annotation, cellular component: cytoplasm; microtubule. The transcript is spliced from 2 exons. Lineage: Eukaryota; Metazoa; Arthropoda; Insecta; Coleoptera; Nitidulidae.
GCACAAUUUAUGUUUAUUUUAUGUAAUAGGAUUUUUCGGUUGUCAAUAUAAAUAAAUAUUAUUUUAAAUGAAAAAAUAGUCAAGUCAACGUGAAAAUAAAAAAAUGAUCUCGGUUACCUAGGUUACGAUUAAAUGAGCAAAUAUUCUAAUCCGCAUUAAUUAAUUCAGCAAUUCAGUUUAGUAAAAAUGCCCGAAUGCAUUUCAAUUCACGUAGGUCAGGCCGGGGUCCAGAUGGGCAAUGCCUGCUGGGAAUUAUACUGCUUAGAGCAUGGAAUCCAGCCGGACGGCCACUUCAUAUCUGAACCAGUAGUAGCAGACGACAGCUACAACACCUUCUUUAAUGAAACGGAGUCGGGAAAACACGUGCCACGGGUUGUUUUUGUUGAUCUAGAGCCGACGGUAGUGGAUGAAGUAAGAACGGGAUCCUAUCGUCAGUUAUUCCAUCCUGAGCAGCUCAUCACCGGCCAGGAGGAUGCUGCGAAUAACUACGCAAGAGGCCACUACAGUGUCGGCAAGGAUAUCAUCGAUUCGGUGAUGGACAGGAUAAGGAGACAGGCGGACCACUGUACAGGUCUUCAAGGGUUCUUUAUUUUCCGGUCGUACGGCGGUGGUACCGGCUCGGGAUUCACGCCGAUGCUGAUGGAACGUCUGUCUCUAGACUAUGGUAAAAAAUCCCAGCUGGAGUUUGGCAUUUUCCCAUCUCCACAUUUAUCUAAUGCAGUAGUCGAACCUUACAACGCCGUGUUGACCACUCACGGGACUUUAGACCAUUCGGAUUGCGCCUUUCUGGUGGAUAACGAAGCCGUAUUUGAGAUAUGCCGAAGGAGUUUGGACCUUGAACGACCCACAUACACAAACUUGAAUAGGUUGCUCGGCCAGAUUGUGUCCUCCAUUACCGCCUCGUUGCGAUUCGAGGGCUCCUUGAAUGUGGAUCUCGUCGAGUUCCAAACCAAUUUGGUGCCUUACCCGCGCAUUCAUUUUCCGUUGGCGACUUACGCCCCUAUUAUUUCGGCGGAAAAAGCUUACCAUGAGCAAAUGAGCGUGGCAGAAAUUACCAACGCUUGUUUCGAGCCAGCAAAUCAAAUGAUAAAGUGCAACCCCAAUAGGGGGAAGUACAUGGCGUGUUGCCUGUUAUAUAGAGGAGACGUCGUUCCUCAAUCCGUCACGACGGCAAUAACGUCAAUAAAGAAUAGUAGACGUUCCAUUCAGUUCGUGGAUUGGAGUCCUACAGGUUUUAAAGUGGGAAUCAACUAUCAGCCUCCCACUGUUGUACCAGGUGGUGAUUUGGCCAAAGUACAUAGGGCUCUUUGUAUGUUAUCGAAUACGACGGCAAUUGCAGAAUCGUUUGCCACCCUUAAUUGCAAAUUCGACUUAAUGUAUGCGAAGCGGGCGUUUGUCCACUGGUAUGUUGGUGAAGGCAUGGAGGAAGGGGAGUUCGCCGAAGCGAGGGAAGAUUUGGCAGCUUUAGAAAAGGAUUUCGAAGAAAUUGGCAUGGAUCCCUGUGCCGGGGAGUGUGAAGAACCUUCAUAGAACUAUUAGUUCUUGUCCCUUACUUAAUUUAUAUGUUAUAGCAAA